Molecule: messenger RNA, 6958 nt
Organism: Cokeromyces recurvatus
Lineage: Eukaryota; Fungi; Mucoromycota; Mucoromycetes; Mucorales; Mucoraceae
Product: armadillo-type protein
Exons: 14
Coding region: 27-6716 (2229 amino acids)
Biological process (GO): microtubule polymerization; establishment or maintenance of microtubule cytoskeleton polarity; mitotic spindle organization
Cellular component (GO): spindle pole body; spindle pole; microtubule plus-end
Molecular function (GO): microtubule plus-end binding; microtubule plus end polymerase activity
Source: RefSeq, a predicted model, not a curated record
AAAAAAUAAAGUAAUUUCAAAUACACAUGGAAGCAAAAGAGGAGGAUUUUUCUUCUUUAUCGAUUACUGAUAAAUUACAGCAUAAACUUUGGAAAGCUCGUGUUUCAGCUUGUGAAGAUUUAACUAAAUUAUUUAAAACAACCACUGAAGAUACUGAUUUCUACAGUUAUGAAUCUUGUUUAAAAAAAUUAGUUUUAGAACCAAAUGCAGUUGCCCAAGAAGCAGGUUUAUCUGCAGUUAUUGAAUACGUCAGCAAUGCACCUAAUGCUACUAGUACAAGAGAUAGUAUUAUACCAGCAUUAGUAGAAAAAUGUUUAGGUGCUAUUAAAGCAGGUACAAAACAAAAGGCAACAGAUAUUAUUUUACUUUAUGCAGAAAUCGAUACUCCAGAUCCUAUUGUCGAACUCGUUUUACCCGGCAUAAACGCAAAACAACCAAAAUUAGUUACUCAAACUGUAUUUGUAUUAAAAGAAUUAAUUCGACAAUUUGGUAUUAAAAAAGUGAAUCCAAAACCUAUUAUCAAAAUUAUUCCUCAAUUGUUUGGUCAUACUGAUAAAAAUGUUCGUGCUGAAGCAUUUGCAUUAACGGUAGAAUUAUAUAGAUGGAUUGGUCAACCUUUAUCAACUAGUUUAACUACUUUAAAGCCUGUACAAAUUAAGGAUUUAGAAGAAGCAUUUUCAAAAUUACCUACAGAGAAACCAACUCCUGAACGUUUGAUUCGAUCUGAGCAAGCCAGUGAAGAACCAGAACAAGUAGAGAAUGAUAUUAAAAUGGGUGAUGAUGCCCAAGAUGAAGAACAAAUGGAUGUUGACGAAAUCGAUGCUUUUGAUCUUGCUGAUCCUAUAGAUAUUACUGCUAAAUUACCUGGCAACUUUUAUGAAUUAUUACAAUCUAAAAAAUGGCAAGAACGUAGAGAAGCAUUAGAUGCAUUAUUAGAACAAGCAAAAACUCCAAAAAUUAUGGAUAAGGAUUAUAGCGAAUUAAUAGGAGCUCUUUCAAAACGUAUUAAUGAUUCAAAUAUUUUGUUAGUGGGAGCGACAGCAACUUGUAUAGAGCAUAUUGCAACUGGAUUAAGAACAGAUUUUGGCAAAUAUAAGCCUAAUAUUACACCUGUGAUGAUUGAAAAAUUAAAGGAAAGGAAACCCGCUAUUUUAGAACAACUUGCUAAUGGUUUAAAUGCUGUUUUUGCUUCAGUUCCGAUAUCAGAAUUAAUUGAAGAUGUAACUGUAGCUUCAAAACAUAAAAAUCCUCAGGUACGAUCAGAAUGCUUUAAAUUACUGUCUCGACGAUUAAAAGAAGUGAAAGAAAUGCCGGGAAAAACAGAGAUAAAGUCAUUUGCGGAAAUGUUUAAAAAAUUAUUAGACGAUGCAGAUGCCAAUGCUCGUGAAGCAGGUGCAGAUGGUUUGGGCACAUUAAUGAAAUUAAUUGGUGAAAAGCCAAUGCUACCAUUUACAGAUGGAUUAAGUGAUAUUCAAAUGGGUAAAAUAAAGGAAGCUUAUGAGAAAGCAACAGUAAAAGUAAAAAUUGCCAAAAAGCCACAACCAUCUAUAGCACCACCUGUUAAAAAGGCACCCACCAUGACUAAAAAACCUACACCAGAACCGAUGACCACUGAUGAUACUCCUACUAUAGCAAACGACGCAAAUAGUGUUAUCCCACCUAAACGAAAACCUCCAUCUCGUCUUACAGGUGCUAGUAGUAUAAAAAAGCCAGCUCUUUCAUCCUCAAAACCUAAAACAACAACUGCUCCCACACCAUCUGCUGUUACUGGUUCUAAAAAAAGUGCUAAACUGCCACCUCCUUCUACUCCGGAAGAAAUCAAAUAUAAAUAUUCACAAGAGGAUGCUGAAGCCCGUGCAACCGAAUUUAUUCCAGAAGCUAUUCAUACAGAUCUACAACAAGCGCAAUGGAAAGUACGACUGGCUGCAAUGGAAAGUCUAUGUCAACAUUUUGAGGAAAUAGAGGGUUCGGCUAUCGAACCUGAAAUUGUGAUUCGUUCAUUCUCGAAAAAGCCAGGUUGGAAAGAAAUGAAUUUUCAAGUAAUGGGCAAGAUGUUUUCAGCCAUUCAAACCUUAUCUGUCAAAUGUCCUAGUUUCAAUAAAGCAUGUGGUGCUCUCUGUAUCCCUGUCAUGGUUGAAAAAUUAGGUGAUAUUAAACUAAAGAAACCAGCAGGUGAUUGCUUAGUAACUAUUGCCGAGAAAACUUCUGUACAAUUUGUUUUUUCUCAAGCUUAUCCUGUUCUUAAAAAGGCAAAAUCGCCCAAAGUUUUAUCGGAUUCCUUUUUAUGGAUUCAUGCUACUUUAAUGGAUUUUGGUAUUUAUAGACUUCAAGUUCGAGAUUUGAUUGAUUUAAUUAAAUUUGGUCUGUCCAAUACAAAUGCUUCUGUAAGAACAAGUGCAGUUACCGUCUUAGGUGCCCUAAGGCAAUUUAUUGGUCCAGAAAUCAAAUCAUUCGUUGAAGACGUCAGUCCAGCAUUGUUAGCUACUAUUGAACAAGAAUUUGAAAAAGUUUCUAAAAUGGAUCCUCCUCAGCCAACAAAGGCACCAAAGAAUUUUGAUGGGGAUGAUAGUGGUGGUGAUAUUGGUAGUACAAAUGCAGAUGCAAUUGAUUCAUUAUUUCCUCGAGUGGAUAUUUCAGGAUCGUUAAGCAAAACAAUAACUCAAUGUGCAGAUGCUAAUUGGAAAAUUCGUAAAGAGGGUCUAGAUAAAGUGAUGGAGAUUAUUACUAGCGCCAAUAAUCGAAUCAAACCUUCUCUGGGACCUGAAUUCCCCAACGUUUUGAAGCAGCGUUUGAAUGAUAGCAACAAAAAUCUUCAAAUCAUGGCGGUUGAGAUUGCUGGAACGCUUUCAGUUGCUAUGGGUAAACCAUUUGAAAAAUAUAUCAAAUUAUUUACCGGGCCAGUGAUUGCUGUAUUAUCGGAUAACAAGGCUAAUGUAAGAUCAGCUGGUAUAACUACAUUAGAAAAUUUUCGAAAAACAUGUAGUAUGGAAUUAAUGGCGCCUGUGUUUGGAACAAGUUUAGCGAAUGAAACCCCCACACUUCGUAAAGAGCUUUUAUCUUGGAUAAGCACCGCUGUUAAAGAAGAACCGGAUGUUGCUAAGUUUGACUUUACUAGUAUCGUCAUACCUCUGUUUUCUUGUUUACAAGAUCGAAAUGGUGAUGUUCGUAAAGCUGCACAAGUUUGUCUCCCAGAAAUAAUUGCUAUUGUUGGAUAUGAUAACAUUAUCAACAAGACAACAGAAUUAAAAGCAGCUCAACGUCAAACCAUUUUACCUCUUAUUGAAGCUGCAAGAGGAUCAGCACCUAUGGCCACAAAUCCCUCAACAGCUGCUGCUUCUACUGCAUCUACGGCACCUACGUCUAAAAAACGCCCCGAGUCUAUUUAUGCUACAGAUGAUCAUGGUCGUUCCUCUACUAUUUCUACUCCUAGUCGUUUAAAAACCCCCUUAAAGAAGAAGAUGAUCGGUGUUCCUGCUUCUCGAUCACAAGCAACAUCACAUGCUACUGCUUCUGUUGAAAAUUCAAUAGCUCCUAUUCUUACGAAUGAUUCUCGUGCUAAACAAAUACGCGCUAAAAAGGAAAUCAGAUGGCAAUUUGAUUCGCCACGACCUGAUAUCAUUGACAAUCUCAAGACUUUGUUUGAUGCUAACAUGAGCCCUGAAGUAACUUCAUUAUUAUUCAGUAAAAGUCAGCACGCUGAACGUGAUCGACUCAAUGGUCUAAGUAUCUUGAACGACUGUCUUACUUUAUCCGACAUAUGUAUUGACAAAUACCAUAUUGAAUUUACGGAAAUGAAAUGCCGCUUUGUUGCAAAUGCAGAUCUUAUUUUCAAAUAUUUAACAAUUCGAUUCUUUGAUACAAACACAAGUAUGUUAAUUAAAUGUUUAGAUCUGACGCAGAAUCUUGUAAAUAUUCUUGAAGAGGAGAACUAUCAUCUUACUGAAUAUGAAGCUGUAUCAUUUUUGCCUUAUUUGAUUAAUAAGGUCGGUGACCCUAAAGAGGUGAUGCGUGCUCGUGUUCGUGAAAUCUUAAAUUCUUUAUCUCGCAUUUAUCCGCCUAAUAAAUUAUUCAAUUAUCUUUUGGAUGCCGUUGCUAAUUCGAAGAAUUCAAAAGUUCGCUCAGAAUGUUUAGAAGAAGUAGGCUUGUUAAUACAAAGGAAUGGUAUAUCUGUUAUGCAUCCUAAUAAGUCACUGCCUAUAAUUGCGACUCAUAUUGGAGACCGAGAUUCAAGUGUUCGAAAUGCUGCAUUAAAUGCGGUUGCUCAAGCAUACAUUUUAAUUGGAGAUCCUGUGAUGAAAUAUAUGACUAGAUUAGGUGAUAAAGAAAAAAGCAUGCUUGAAGAGCGUUUAAAGCGUACAACACCAUCAGCUAGUGUCCUUGCAGCAGAAGAAAAGGAGCGUGCUAAACAGAAGGAAGAUGAAAUGGAGAUUGAUGAACUACUAUCCUUACCACGACUGACUGGUCGUUCACAAAUUGCUAAGCCUCGUAAUAUAAUUUCUCCUCAACGUCCAGUUUCAUAUUCACAGACUUUACCUGAACCUGAGCCAAUGGAAGAUGUCAUAGAAGAUCAUAGACAAAGAAUUCCUGAGCCACAUGCUAAUCGUAUUAACCCAGAAAUAAGACAAAUUCGUCCCGUAUCUUUUGGAUCACAACAGCAUUCAUACCAACCACGCUUUACUUAUUCUAAUAAUCCUACAGAAAUGCUUGAUUAUUUACUUUCACAAAUGAAUAGUAGUAAUCAAACUGAGGGUGUUGAUGCAUUAAAAGGUAUCGUCAAGAUUAUACUUGCCAAACCUCAAGCUGCUAUCUCUGAUGUAGGCCGAAUUAUUAAUGGUGUUACACUUCAGAUGAAGAUGGCUGCUUUAGCGACUGAUCCACAACAAGGUCUUACACCAAGGCUCUGUAAGCAUGUAGUCAAUAUAUUAGUCUCUAUAUUUUCUACAGAAAUUUUAAUUCCUAAAGUCCCAGUUGAAGGAUUACAACAUUUAUUAGAACAACUUGCCCGACAAUUAUUGGAUCAAAAAACAAAUGGGUCCGCUUCAGGACCACAAUUAUCUAAAGCAUUGAAUGUAGCCAUGGUUAAAAUUUUAGAAAAUAGUGAAAGAAAUCAUACAUUUAGUGCACUAUUGACUAUCUUGAGUAAUGGCUCAGAAAGAUUGCUUGAUCGCUCAUUGGCUAUAGCUCAAGAAUCAAAGUAUGUAGAACUGAUAAUGAAAUGCCUUUGGAAGCUGGCCAAAACUAUCCAGGAUAGUUUGAAGAGGAAUAUUUUAAAUCCAGACGAACUUUUACUUGACAUAAAUCGAUUUUUCCUUGCUACUCCACCCACAACAUGGAAGCAAAGAGCAGCUGCUAAGGUCCCAUUAGGUGAAAUGCCUUUGCGAACUGUAAAAACAUUAUUAUUAGAACUUGUAAAUGGCUUAGGGGAUUCUGUAUUUCGACAUUUAACACUGAUUGAUAAUCCUCAAGAUAGUCAUGUAUAUCCUUAUCUUCUCCAUAUGUUGGAAGCGUGUCGAAAAAAGGAGCAGGAAGAGAAUCCUUAUUAUCAACAACAACAACAACAACAACGUUUGCAUCAGCAACAAUUAAUACAGCACCAACAAGAGAUACAACAACAACAGCAGCAACUACAACAAAUGCAAAUAUCACCAACGAGAACUGAAGAAACUAUAGCAAAUCGUUUAGCAUCACAUUCACAUAACUCACCAUUAAGUAGAUCUGCAUCUAUUUCAUCAGUUAAAUCAAAUACAGUGAUAAGGUCUCCAUCUGUUGCUUCCCAUUUUUCUAAUGAUGGUGAACAACAACAAGUGGAUAAUCAUUUAUCGCCUCUUGCUUCAAAUCAAAGUCCUCAUCUGAGUUCAUCUAUAUUAAACAACAUUGCUCUUACUAGUGUACAUCCUAUGCAAAUAGGUCUUCCUACAGUUAAUGAUUAUGCUGCACAUGGGUUAACAGAUUAUGAUUUAAAUGUGAAGUUGACAAAAAUUUUUCAAAAGAUUGGUAAUCGUGAUUAUACUAAACAGGGUAUCAUUGAGCUUUACGAUUUCCAAAAGAAUUACCCAAAUGCACAAGGAAAGGUGAAUAACUAUCUUGGUCAAACUGGUACCUAUUUUCAGAGCUAUAUUCGUCGAGGUUUAAGCAAUUUAGAAGCUGAAGAUAAUGAAUUACAUGCACAAGCACAAGCACAAGCAUUGGCUCAAGCACAGGCACAGGCACAGGCACAAACACAGUUAUCAACAGGUUCAAUUACACCAACUCCUACAAAUGCAAUAACUAAAGAUUACGUACCAUACUCACCUGUAGUAGAACGACAGCAACACAUGGUUCAUAAUAACUCGGAGAGAUCAUCAUUUGAAUCACCGCAAUCUCGAAAUGACAAUGCCAAUGGUAAAACUAAUUCUCUUUCAGAAGAUAAUACAGCAGAAAUUAAAUUACGAUUUUUAAGGUUGCAGCAAAAGUUUGGUUAUAAGACAAAUAUCGAAGAUAAUAACUUAUCUUCUAGAUCGGGGCCUACUAGCCUUAGCAAUUUAGACCCUGGUAGUAGUAAUAAUUUGGGGAAGAUAGAAAUGUCAUCUACUUUCUCUAGUUUUUCUCCUCGUAAACAAUUAAACACAAAUCACGAUGGAGAAACUGAUAGGCAGCAGUCAGUUUCUGCUCUUAAAGAAAAAUUAGCCAAAAUGAAACAAGUCAUAAACUCUGCCACUUCCUCACAAAACUUAUAAAUAUUUAAUUCACGUAGUAUCUUUUUUCUUUCAAUGUUUAUAAAACAAUACAUACAUACACACAAAUAUAUAUAUUUAUAUUCUAAGAAACCCUUUUUUUUGUCUAUGUGUCAUGAAUUGGAUUUUUAAAGAAAUAAGAAUUACAUAUGUUUAAGGAAAAAAUUAAGAUUAUUGUUUGCAUUAUAGUUGAAGGAAAGUUUAAUUGGUUAGGGCUGAAACUAAUAUAAAACACACACACAAAU